Messenger RNA from Magnolia sinica, 2186 nucleotides. RefSeq names its product protein ACCELERATED CELL DEATH 6-like. Gene Ontology annotation, cellular component: plasma membrane. Gene Ontology annotation, molecular function: protein phosphatase regulator activity; protein phosphatase 1 binding. The transcript is spliced from 3 exons. NCBI's taxonomy places the organism in Eukaryota, Viridiplantae, Streptophyta, Magnoliopsida, Magnoliales, Magnoliaceae. The coding region runs from base 8 to 1774 and encodes 588 amino acids. The record is from RefSeq and is a predicted model, not a curated record.
AAGAGAAAUGGACCCUAAACUGCUAGAUGCAGCCCGAGUAGGAGACGUAGAUCUCUUCAGAAAGCUCAUCAAAGCGAAUCCUGAUAUCCUCCUCCAGAUAACCCCACAACAAAAUACAGCCCUCCAUUUGGUAGCUCGGUACGGCCACAAGCCGUUGGCCUUGGAGAUCUACAUCCGAUCUCGGUCGCUCCUCAUUCAGCCUAACAAGAAAGGAGAAACCCCAAUACACAUCGCCGCCAAGGCUGGUAAUUCACUGAUCAUCGAUUUCUUCAUCCGUUGGGCUGAAAGCUUAUGUGGGUCCCCUUCAAAUGACGUAGAAAAAGGCGUGAAUGAUCCGCGCGAUGUACUGAGGAUGAGAAAUAUCGCGAACAAUACCGCGUUGCAUGAGGCGGUUCAAGCGGGCCACCUGCAUGUGGCUGUCCAGCUCAUGACCGUAGAUCCUGAAUUGCUGUGUUUGGUGAACAAGGCCAAACAAUCGCCGCUUUAUCUUGCUGCUAGAGAAGGAUCGUUGGAUAUCGUGCAGGAGAUAUUGGCUAGAUCUCCGAUGCAGGUCCCUGGGGGCCCCAACGGACGGACGCCUUUGCAUGCAGCGGUCGUAUGGGGCCAUUUCGAUAUCAUGAUGAAACUGCUGGAGCAAAAACCAGACCUUAUAAAACAAGCCGAUACAUACGGAAGCACUCCUCUUCACUAUGCAGCCUACUUCGGGAAGCUGACCAUGGUCCAUGGUCUACUUCAAACUGAUACGUCCAUUGCCUACCUGUUAGACAAUGAUGGCUACUCACCAAUCCACAUGGCAGCCAUCAACAAUCACACUGACAUCAUCCAGGAGCUCAUCUUACGCUGCCCUGACUCGGGCGAGUUGCUCGACAGGCGUGGCCGCAACGUCCUUCAUAUAGCCGUCGAGAGGGACAAACCGAAUGUGGUCGAGUACAUCCUCAAGACGGCCGAACUCGAGGAACUCAUAAACGAGCCUGAUAGUGAUGGGAAUACACCAUUGCAUGUGGCCAUUAUCAACCGUCACCUUUCGAUUGUUUACCUACUCGCGGCUCAUGAUAGCGUGGACAUGCGGGCCGUGAACCGGGAGGGAUUAACGGCCCUCGAUAUUGCUCUAGCGGACAAUGAGCCUAGCUUGAAACUGAGAAAGUUCCAAAUCUUGAGAGCCUUGAUCAGUGCCGGUGCACAAUGGGGAAAAUGGCAACAACACAUCAGAGAAAAUCGACAGCCUUUGCGAGGAGAAGCGCCCACAAUCGAAUCAUACAAGGCCAUGGCCAACACCAUCUUGGUGGUGGCCGCUCUCAUCGCAACCGUCACUUUCGCAGCUGCUUUCACCUUACCCGGCGGAUACAGCGAGGACAGUCACAAGGCCAAUCUAACAACGAAUCUCUUCUUCAAGCUAUUCAUCAUAUCCGAUACCACGGGUCUGUUUAGCUCCAUCACUGUCUCAUUUCUUCUCAUUCGAGUCGGUAUAGGGGAUCAGGACUUGUUGGUACGCACUCUCCGUUUCGCAAUGGAAAUGACUCUUGUGGCCGUUGGAUCUAUGGCCCUGGCGUUCGUGUCAGGCGUCUAUUUGGUGGUCCCAGGAUGGCUAGAUUUCGCGGUGGGUCUUAUCUGUUGCAUCUCUCUUUGGUCGCUUAUGAUGUUCCAUUCAUCAGCAUUCUCGACCAUACUUCAAUUCCUGGGCGAGACUUCUGGGGAUGAGCUGACUAGCCAUGUACCUUUCAAAGGGCGUCGCAAGAAUUCCAAAGAUAAGAGUAAACAUGGAUUUCCGAGGUAAUCAACGGUUCUGAUCGUCAUUUUCCACGAAUAAGUUGCAUUAAUGGACGUAUGAUUGUUAUAUUUUCUUUCAAAGGUGGUGUAAUUUUAUUUAGUUUUUUUUUUUUCGUAAAUGCUAUUCUCGUUAAGAGUACAAAAGGAAAUAAUACAGUGCAACUCAUGUGCAAUCAUUAUGGUGAGGCUUACAUUUAUGGGACAAGCGCGCAGUUCAAUAAUCAAUCUAGACCGCACAUUCCUUUCGUUUUGUUUAAGCAUCACAGUGCCAAAGUAGCACCAUUGUGAUAAUGAUAACCAUCUAAGCGCAGGGCUAUAUGUUGAUUAAGAUUUAAGAGUUCCGUCACACUCACGUAAGGUAUAUCAUACACUGUCCUCAUUCGGUUAUUCAAGUGCAUCGUCUGUUUGUGUUUAUAAAU